AUGGGUAAGACCGAGAGCGGCAGCGCCUAUGCCGAGGCCGGUGUCGAUCUGGAGGCCCAAGACCAGGCCCUCGGUCGGGUCAAAGGCAUGCUGCGGUCGACCUACACCGACGGCGUGCUGAGCGACCUGGGUUCUUUCGGUGGCCUCUUUCGGCCCAAUUUGAGCGGUUUUGCGGAGCCGGUCCUAGUGGCGUCCGCGGACGGUGUGGGCACCAAGCUGAUGGUCGCGCGCCGGGUAGGCGACUACUCCACGGUCGGUCGCGACUUGGUCAAUCAUUGCGUCAACGACAUCCUGGUCCAGGGAGCCCGGCCAUUGUUCUUUCUCGACUAUGUAGCUGGCGAGAAGCUCGAGCCGGACGCGGUAGUGCAGUUGGUCGAAGGGGUCGCCGCAGCUUGUCGCGAGAACGGCUGUGCUCUGCUCGGCGGCGAGACUGCCGAGAUGCCGGGCUUCUAUCAACCGGGCGACUACGAGCUAGUGGGAUUCGUCGUUGGCCUGGUCGAUCGGCAGCGGCUCCUCGAUGGCUCGCGGGUGCGGCCCGGCGAUGUUCUGGUGGGUUUGCCGUCCUCAGGCUUGCACACCAACGGUUAUUCGCUGGCCCGCCGGGUCUUUUUCGAGCGACUCGGCUUGGAGGCUGGUGACCGGGUGCCUGGUAUCGACAGUGAUGAGAGCGUCGGCCGCCUGCUACUGGCUCCCCAUCUGUCCUACCUGAAGUCUAUCGAGCCGUUGCUCGAUCACUCAGGGCUGCACGCCCUGGCCCACAUCACCGGCGGUGGCUUGACCGACAACCUGCCGCGGGUCUUCACCGCCCUACAAGAGCACGGUGCGGUUGGAGACGAAGAGAUGCUCCGGGUCUUCAACAUGGGCAUCGGCAUGGUGCUGGUGGUCGACUCGGCGGCUCUGGCGGAGAUCCUCGCCAGUCUUCGCGAAGCCGGCCGGCGGCUCCGGAGUGACCUACGACAUUCCCGACCACAUAUCGAUGCCGGAAACUCCCGACCCGUGAGCGAUAGGGUACGAAUAGCAGUUCUGCUCUCAGGGCGGGGCAGCAACUUCCUCGCCUUGCACGAGGCCAUUGAGCACGGCGAGCUGCCGGCGACAAUAGCUCUGGUGGUCAGUAACCGCAGCGCAGCACCUGGUUUGGCACGAGCUCGGCAGCUCGGCCUGCCCGCAGUCGCAUUGCCGCAGAAGGAUUUCGCUAGCCGGGAUCAGCACGAAGCGCGCAUGCUGGACGAAAUUCGGCGAGCCGGCGCAGAGUGGGUCUGUUUGGCAGGCUACAUGCGGCUGCUGACCCCACGAUUCGUCAGCGCCUUUCCCCAGAGGAUCCUCAACAUCCACCCGAGUCUGCUGCCCGCUUUUCCCGGGCUCGAUGCCCAGCAGCAGGCGCUAGAGCAUGGUGUGCGGCUUUCAGGCUGCACGGUACAUCUAGUGGACGAAGGGCUCGACAGUGGGCCGAUAGUCGUUCAGCGAGCUGUCGCGCUGGAGGAGCAGGACGGCGUCGAGACCCUGGCUCAGCGCAUCCUGACCGAGGAGCACCGUGCCUACCCGGAGGCCCUGUGCCGCCUGCUAACCGAAGAAUGGAAGAUCGAGGGUCGCCGAAUUCGCUUCCGGCAGACCCCUUCAAAAGAUUGA
Messenger RNA from Nerophis lumbriciformis (worm pipefish), 1626 nucleotides. The record is from RefSeq and is a predicted model, not a curated record. NCBI's taxonomy places the organism in Eukaryota, Metazoa, Chordata, Actinopteri, Syngnathiformes, Syngnathidae.